Messenger RNA from Rubroshorea leprosula, 1534 nucleotides. Lineage: Eukaryota; Viridiplantae; Streptophyta; Magnoliopsida; Malvales; Dipterocarpaceae. The record is from the annotation of a GenBank genome assembly.
GGGCAACCGAUCAUCAAAAUCUCUCUUAAAGACUUAAACCCUCAAAAUCCUAAAAUCCCACUUUUCAUUUCGCCUAGUGUUUUGCUCUGAUCAUUCUCAAGUAAGUACCCAUUGAUUUUGGAUUCUCUAAUCGCAAAUUGAGUCUCUGGAAAACCCUACAAAACCCCUUAUCAAGCAGAAAUGUAUUGUUCAAAUCUUACUUCAUGGCUCUCUUCAAGGCCGUCAAUUUAUAGUGCAAAUUCGCAUCAAUUUAGCGAUAUCCCAUUUGUCCGGUUGUCUCUAAUGUCUCCUGCAAACAAUCGUUCUCAAUCUUCAUCGCCAUUUUCCCGGAUUCAUUGCCGGCUCCGUCAACUUAGAAAUCGAAUUGAUUCGGUGAAAAACACUCAGAAAAUCACAGAAGCAAUGAAACUGGUGGCUGCUGCAAAGGUCCGGCGAGCUCAAGAGGCUGUCAUCAGUGGUAGACCCUUUGCUAUGGCUGUCGUUGAUUUUCUUUACUCCUUAUAUGAACAGCUCCAAUUUGAAGAUAUUGACUCUCCUUUAAUGGAUGUUAGGCUCGUUAACAAAGUAGCUCUUGUUGUCAUUACUGGUGAUAGAGGUCUUUGUGGUGGUUUUAACAAUGCAGUGAUCAAUAGGGCUGAGUCCCGGAUGGCAGAAUUGAAAGGUUUUGGAGUGGAUUACACUGUGAUUAGUAUAGGAGAAAAGGGUAACUCCUAUUUUAGGCGAAGAGAUAAUGUUUCGGUUGAUAGGUUUAUUGAAGGAGGGGGAUUUCCUACCGCAAAAGAGGCUCAGAUAAUAGCUGAUUAUGUUUAUUCAUUAUUUGUUAGUGAAGAGGUUGAUAAGGUUGAGCUUGUAUAUACCAAGUUUAUGUCUUUUGUUAGGUCUGAUCCUGUCAUUCAAACUUUGCUUCCAUUAUCCAUGAAAGGAGAGAUCCAGGAUAUGAAUGGUAAUUGUGUUGAUGCUGUGGAGGAUGAGUUGUUUAGAUUGACAACCAAAGAAGGGAAGCUGACAGUGGAGAGAGAUAGAGUAAGUACAAAAAGGGAAGGAAUUUCUCCUCUUAUAGAGUUUGAACAAGAUCCUAUUCUAAUUCUUGAUGCCAUGAUGCCUCUUUAUCUAAAUAGUCAGAUUUUGAGGGCGCUGCAUGAAUCAUUGGCAAGUGAGCUUUCGUCAAGGAUGAAUGCAAUGAAAACAGCAACGGAUAAUGCAGUCGAAUUGAGGAAAAAUCUUUUAACUACCUAUAACCGGGAAAGACAAGCGAAGAUCACUGGUGAGAUUUUAGAGAUUGUUGCUGGCGCUGAUGCACUUAAUGUGGAUUGAUUAAUUUCUGGCUCUUCAUUCUUGUAACUUGACUGUCCUUUUACUUAUAGCUCUUAAUCAUUGAAUCAUUUGUGGUUGACCUCAAAAUGUUAGUUUUGAGACGCAGGGUUUCACGAUUAUAAUGUAGCUUGAGUUAGCCAUUUUUGAACUGAGUGUGGAAGAUUUUUACCCCUUUGCCUCAUGUUAUACACUCUGUGUUCAAUAAAAAGGAAUAAGUGUC